Budorcas taxicolor (takin) is the source of this 2956-nucleotide messenger RNA. RefSeq names its product RIC8 guanine nucleotide exchange factor B (gene RIC8B). The coding region runs from base 41 to 1723 and encodes 560 amino acids. Gene Ontology annotation, molecular function: G-protein alpha-subunit binding; guanyl-nucleotide exchange factor activity. Gene Ontology annotation, biological process: G protein-coupled receptor signaling pathway. NCBI's taxonomy places the organism in Eukaryota, Metazoa, Chordata, Mammalia, Artiodactyla, Bovidae. The record is from RefSeq and is a predicted model, not a curated record. The transcript is spliced from 10 exons. Gene Ontology annotation, cellular component: cytoplasm; plasma membrane.
GGGCGCGCAGAGCGGCCGCGGCUCCCCCGCACCUGCGGCCAUGGAUGAGGAGCGCGCCCUCUACAUCGUCCGGGCCGGCGAGGCGGGGGCUAUCGAGCGGGUCCUGAGGGAUUACAGCGAUAAGCAUAGGGCUACUUUCAAAUUUGAAUCAACAGAUGAAGAUAAAAGAAAGAAACUCUGUGAAGGCAUAUUUAAAAUCCUUUUAAAGGACAUCCCAACAACAUGUCAAGUGUCCUGCCUGGAAGUUCUCCGCAUUCUCUCCAGAGACAAAAAGGUUUUAGUUCCUGUAACAACCAAGGAAAAUAUGCAGAUACUGCUGCGACUAGCCAAGCUAAAUGAGUCGGAUGAUUCUUUGGAGAAGGUGUCAGAGUUCCCAGUUAUUGUGGAGUCAUUAAAAUGUCUUUGUAACAUAGUGUUCAACAGUCAGAUGGCACAGCAGCUCAGUCUGGAACUUAACCUUGCUGCAAAGCUCUGUAACCUCCUGAGAAAGUGCAAGGACCGAAAGUUUAUCAAUGACAUUAAGUGCUUUGACUUGCGGUUGCUCUUCGUCCUGUCACUUUUGCACACCGACAUCAGGUCACAAUUGCGCUAUGAGCUCCAAGGACUACCGCUGCUAACCCAGAUCUUGGAAAGUGCCUUUAGCAUCAAGUGGACCGAUGAAUAUGAAUCGGCCAUAGACCAUAAUGGACCUCCUCUCUCACCUCAGGAGACAGACUGUGCCAUUGAGGCCCUUAAAGCUCUCUUCAAUGUGACGGUAGACAGUUGGAAGGUGCAUAAAGAGAGUGAGUCUCAUCAGUUUCGUGUCAUGGCAGCUGUCCUUCGUCAUUGUUUACUAAUCGUAGGUCCAACUGAAGACAAAACAGAAGAGCUACACAGCAAUGCAGUCAACCUUUUAAGCAAUGUUCCGGUCUCUUGUUUGGACGUUCUCAUUUGUCCAUUAACCCAUGAAGAAACGGCCCAAGAAGCAACGACUUUAGAUGAACUGCCCAGUGAUAAAACAGCUGAGAAAGAAACAGUUUUGAAAAGCAAUACCAUGGUAUACAAUGGUAUGAAUAUGGAAGCCAUUCAUGUCUUACUCAAUUUUAUGGAGAAGAGAAUAGACAAGGGAAGCAGCUAUAGAGAGGGUCUCACUCCAGUUCUCAGCUUGUUAACAGAAUGUUCCCGAGCCCAUCGAAACAUCAGGAAAUUUCUCAAAGAUCAGGUUUUACCACCAUUGAGGGAUGUGACCAAUCGACCUGAAGUUGGCUCAACUGUGAGAAAUAAGCUGGUGCGCCUCAUGACACAUGUUGACCUGGGAGUCAAGCAAAUUGCUGCUGAAUUCCUUUUUGUCCUUUGCAAAGAGAGAGUGGAUAGUCUCCUGAAAUACACUGGCUAUGGGAAUGCUGCAGGACUGUUGGCGGCCAGGGGCCUCUUGGCUGGAGGAAGAGGAGAUAAUUGGUACUCAGAGGACGAGGACACAGACACUGAAGAAUACAAAAAUGCAAAACCAAACAUUAAUCUUAUCACUGGUCAUUUAGAGGAACCAAUGCCAAACCCCAUAGAUGAAAUGACAGAAGAACAAAAAGAAUAUGAAGCCAUGAAACUUGUCAACAUGCUUGAUAAACUUUCCAGAGAGGAGUUGCUUAAACCAAUGGGACUAAAACCUGAUGGGACAAUAACGCCUUUGGAGGAAGCACUCAGCCAGUACUCUGUCAUCGAGGAGACCAGCUCUGACACAGACUGAAAGCAUCACCUGCUCAAAUCUCAAUAUUGCUUUUAUCAGCAUCUUUUCUCUGUAGCUCCAGGGGAAUCUUUUCUCUAAAACAUUUAUGCCCUUGCUUUGGCUAGAAACACAUUAACUGGUUUACUCAUUGAGAAUCCAGCGUAUUUAAGAAGUGAUCCUGUGUUUUUGCGAUAUUGAGGCAUUCAUACAGAGCUGCAGUUAGAUGGAGUUGCAGGGACUAGGAACAGGAAAAAAAAAUUCCAUUCUGUCAAGAUGGAACUGAAGGACUUCACUCUAUAAGGCAGCCUUGGUUGAAUCUGGCAGUUCUGUUUGCCAAGAUUCUUAACAGAAGAUUUAGCUGUGUCCUUCCUCUCACUUGUGUGAGCUGCCCUUUCUGAAUCUCUCCAGAGACGGAGGCACAUGAGAAGCAGAAUGAGCUGCUAAAAGGGGCUAAGGCAAGUGACCCUUUAGAUCAGGACUGAGUGAAUGGAAGCCAAGCAGCUGCUCCAUAGGCCUAGCCCCACUCUUCACUUCAUUUCAAUUUUGUAUAAAUCUAUAGAGACUCACACACACACACACGUGCACACACACACACACACAGCCCCAGACUUGCAAACUGAUUACAUUAAAAAAGUUUGUAUGUCAGUUACCUAGAACUUCAGAAUACAUUUCUCCCUAUAAAGUUACAAAGGAUGGUUUAGUUCUGAGGCAGCUACCAAUGCCUAUUUAUUCCCUAAUAACCUGAACACUAGUACCAUAGAACUGAACCCCGCCUGUAUUGCUGCAUGGGGAGCAUGCAUUCUGAGGUCUAACACAGGGGUGCCAGGAAAACAUUCCCUCCAACCCGGAAGAGGGAAUGGGGACCCCUGGGUACUGGGAGUUCUUCUGUGGCCUCUGCUGAGGGUGGAGGAGACAGCAGCACCCAUUUGUACAUAUAGGUCAUUCAUACGCCACGUUUUAAAUCGGGGACUGUGUGUGCUUGUGUGUGUUCUACCUUUCUACCAUAUGUGAUCAGUUUAAUGGUAACUUUAUUUAUUUAAAAAAGAAACACAAAUAGUUACUGUUAAACUGAUUAAGGCUGUUUUUACUUUGGUAAAACAGAUUGGUCAUAUGAAAAAGUAGAAAAUGAAUCAUGCAGUAGACAGUGGGCCUAGUUAAUCAAUGGCUAAAGUUGAAAAGGGGUUGGUUUCCUCUUAUAUAUAUAUAUGUAUGUAUGUAUAUACAUAUAUAUAUACACAUAAUGUGCUUAACCAC